AGGGGUUACUUUACAUUGUUGGUCAACGUUUUAUAGACAGUAGAUUUAAUUUUACAUGAAUUUGCAUGCAUGCACAAGUCGCAAUAAGGGGGCUUGUCUUUUAAGUGGACAUCAUGCAUGUGUGUGUGAUUCAACUCUGACCAUGUGGAAUAAAAUGUGAAGACUUCAAAGGACUAGACCGAGAUCUUGAGCAAAGGUGAGUAGCCAAUCAGUGCAGAGUGACCCUUGGCCAAUCAGUGAUGCUGUCCUACAGAACGAGCGUUUCUUUGAACCCUUGCUUCUCCGAAGAGGCCCAUGUGACCUAAGCAGCCUGACCAGAAGGGGAGCACAGGCUUCUGCAAAGACGCCCAAAUGACUUCAGCUCCAGAUCGUGGCAAAGAAUGCCUUCCGCCGAAGAAAAGGGAAUUCCAAGCCUCGAGACAGAGCUCGUCUGAGCAGCACCCGAAGGAUGACUUCAAGCAGCCUCCACCCUACAGAAACCGAACUGGGGGGAAACUAACAGACAGCAAAGAACCGGCCAAAGGACCUCUGCUGGCCUCACAUUACAGUAAAGAUCUGCUGCCACCACCUCCACCGCCACCACCUAAGUUUAUACCGCCUGAUUGGACGUUGCAGUGGCCUAUCUCCUUUUUCUCCCAACAGCAAGACCGCUAUAGCUCUAGCCAGGUUGGAGACAAGCUUAGCUCAAGCUCACCAACUUGGAGGGAGCAGUGUGCAAGGUCUGUGGACCCAGCCGACUCCAACCUCAAUCACUUGAGAUGGAAACACAAACCAGGUCAAGUGAUGCUCCACCAAACCAGAGGACCUAGUUCAUACCAUUCUAGCUUUGUUGCAAGUACAAAGGAUAAUUGGGGAUGCUUGAAUCUGGGCAAGCAGACGUUAGGUCCCUCUGUCCUGUCACCUGGACCCCACUUCUCCCAGCAAUCGGCUUAUCCAAGAGAUCGCAUUCACGACAACAGGAAGUACUUUGCAGCAAAGGAGGUCAAUGGCCUCGAUGGGAGGGACAGCAGGCAUGAGCACAUCCGCAGGUCAAUGCAGAGCCAAGAGUCUGACUACCACAGCAAGACGGAGUUCACGGUCUCUCACGGUGGCUAUACCAAUGGAAAGAGAAGACACCUGGGAGAUCAGAAAUGCCUGGCUGUGGUGUCAGCUAAAGACAGUCAGCCACUGGAAGUCCCUAAAGCACAUUCCCCGCAGCAGGACAAGGACUCUUGCAUCACAGUUAAUACACUUUCAGCUGCAGCUACAGAAAAAAGGAGAGUCAAUCACGAAGAACGGAAUGCCUCCAGCUCCAUGAACUCCAUGGGCAGAGCUCAAAUUUAUUAUGCCGUUCCGUCUCUGUAUCCUGCUGCUCUGCAGGCACCGAUAGCUUAUCCAAUCUACAGUCACCCUGGGCAGGUAAUGGCUUUCGGACUGGAGACAGAAGCAGCACAGAAAAUGGUGAUCUCAGGACUCUCUCCCCUAGACAGGAAUGUGGAAAUGAUGAGAAGGGGAAGAUCGCUCAGCCACAGUUUGGAUCACUCUUCUGGAGCGCCUAUUGACUACUCUUGUUCCUCGCCGGCAGGGUCUCGUUCACAGUCUUCUGCCACAGCCACCUCCAAGCCCUCUCCCACUUCCUCUCCUGCUCCACUUUCACCCCUGGUCCUGACGCACUUCACGAAGGGGUCCCUCAUUCAGCUGAGCACUGGCGAGCUGAAGAACGUGGAGGACCUACAAACGGACGAUUUCCUGCGCUCUGCAGCUGUGAGCCCCGAGUUUCACCUGAGCUUCUGCACCAUCCAGCACAUCUCCCCCAGCCCCAGCCAGGGCUGUGCUCACCUUCAAGUGCUGCUAGGAGAUCAGAAAGUACAGGAGUUGCUGAAAGUCUUAGUUGAAUACCCAUUCUUUGUCCGCAAUCAAGGCUGGUCUUCCUGUUGCCCACAGAGAACACUCCAGCUCUAUGGACUUUCCUGUCAUCAGCUCAUGGUUGGAGAUGUCUGCCUCGUGCUCACACCUGCACCCACACCCUCACCUGUGCCAUCCACAGACCAUCAGGGCCAGACCAGUGGGAAGAACUUUGUCGUUCCGCCAAGCCGCCAGACAGACACUGCCCCACAGACCAGCACAGGGGCUGUGGAGAGAACGUCCAGGUCUGGAAAUAUGCCCCCUUCUUCUUCUACCCUGAGACUGACCACUGAGGACACAGUGACGUCGGACAAGCGUCAACAAAGCAGGAAAAGGCGAUGGUCGGCCCCAGAGUUUGUUGGAGCUCACAGGACCCCUGUAGAUUUACCUCACAGUCCCAAACACGGAAAGCAGCAGUAGCAAUCAAGUACUGCCAAAGAACUGCCUCGUAAAUGAGUGCUGUUGACUGUUCAUUUCAAGAAGAAAAAGGAAGUUCUCAGGAUUCAAGGUUGCAAGCAGCUCUAUUCAGGCAGAAGCAAGUAAAAUUAUAUAAUCUUUUUUUUUUGUGCUCUGUAACAACAAGGGAACCAGAUGCAUCGUGUUUAUGUUUUACCUGGGGAGUGUCUGGAAUCAGAAGGGAAAUUCUUUAAAGAAAGCGGAGACCUUUGCUAAUACAAUCAAACUAAUUAAUGUAUGUGUUUCCAUUUUUCCCCAUAAAUCACUGUCUCUUGCCCAUAAAAAUAGUUUACUGCAGGAUUUUUAAUUUUUGUUAACCUAAACUCAGUGAUCCCUUUUUUAAGAAAAAUAGUAUAAACACAAUAUUCAGAUCUAAAUAAUGAUGUCAAAUUGACAAACUGUUUCAUUUAUAUGGAAAAGAUGUAAAUUGAAUCAAGCAGACAUUAUUAAUGAAUUUGUCAAGCCUUUUCACUUCGUCCAAUAUCCUGCUUCACUAAGCAUUAUCCUCCAAUUUGUUCUUAACAUUUUUUCAGAAAGAAUUACAAAACAACACUAAUGGAAGUUAUGUAACAGACAGGCACAGUUCAUAUGGAUUAUUCCGAGUUGCUCUGUGCAAAAGUCAUUCCUAACUUGCUUUCUGGCACUCAUUAGUGUUUCUACAGCAUGUAUUGAGAUAUAUGGUGCUACUAACAUGUUGGAACACAAUGCUUUGUGAAUUUUUUCCCAUGUUCGUUUGUGUUUGUGUAUGUGUUACAAUGCAGGGAAAACAACAAAAUAAUUUAGAUACGGGUAUCCCUUAUCCACCCAACUCUUUUAGUUUUUUGACUGAGAAAAGGUUUUUUUGUUUUAUUUUCAAAUGUUACAGCUAUAAAAUUGUAUUUUUUAAAUAUUGGAUCUGUAAAACAUUGUUGGUUAGAAAUAAAGAAAAGCUUUAUAGAUU
Lepisosteus oculatus (spotted gar) is the source of this 3280-nucleotide messenger RNA. Its product is annotated as ataxin-1. The record is from RefSeq and is a predicted model, not a curated record. Gene Ontology annotation, biological process: nervous system development; negative regulation of transcription by RNA polymerase II. Gene Ontology annotation, molecular function: protein binding; RNA binding. NCBI's taxonomy places the organism in Eukaryota, Metazoa, Chordata, Actinopteri, Semionotiformes, Lepisosteidae. Gene Ontology annotation, cellular component: nucleus.